GGAUGUGGUUAUUUGCGUGGUUUUCACGUCACAGUGCUUCUGACCUCGUCUUCGACCGGAGUUGGGAGCAGAGUCCACAUCAACAACAUCAUGCCGUUCAUCGAGUUACAGACCAACCUGGACGCCAGCCGCUUCUCCGAGGACUUCCUGAAGAAGCUGUGCUCCAGCACCGCGGCUGCUCUGGGGAAGCCGGAGGAGAGGAUGAACCUGGUGGUGACACCCGGGGUGAAGAUGAUGAUAGCUGGCUCCUGCUCUCCAUGUGUGAUGCUCUCUGUAUCUGCUAUCGGUGUGACUGACACGGCUGACAAGAACAAGGAGCACAGUGCUAAGAUCUUCCAGUUUCUGACCACAGAGCUUGGUUUACCUGAAGACAGGAUCGUUAUCGUGUUCCAUGCGCUGGAGCCUCACCAGGUCGGUAAGAAGGGAACCGUAAUGAGCUUCUUGUAAAGGGUGACGUCUCCAGUCUGUGUCCUGAAAUAAGAAGAUGAUGCAUAUCAAUUAUUGAGAGUCACUAACUAAAAGUAACGAGGACAUACUGUAUGUCCAUGUCAUCUGCUCUGUGCUGUACAGGAGAGUGAAUCUGAGCAUAGUGGGCGUUUGAAUGUUUUGAUUAAGGCAGAGCAGCUGGUGUGGACUCUGUCCAGUGAGGAAGACAUAAGUUAAAGUGCAGCCUAACUUCACCAUUCCAGCCUGGAUCAAAUCAAGAUGCUCUUGUAUGUUUGUCAUUUUGAUAAAUAAUUGAUUAAAGUCUAUAAAAUACC
Betta splendens (Siamese fighting fish) is the source of this 761-nucleotide messenger RNA. It is a transcript of the gene ddt, whose product is annotated as D-dopachrome tautomerase. The record is from RefSeq and is a predicted model, not a curated record. Gene Ontology annotation, molecular function: phenylpyruvate tautomerase activity. Lineage: Eukaryota; Metazoa; Chordata; Actinopteri; Anabantiformes; Osphronemidae. Bases 91 to 447 code for a protein of 118 amino acids. The transcript has 3 exons.